GCACCCGCUGCGCUGCGGGGAGAGGCCCGGCCUGAGACCCGGCCGGGUGGCCAUGGCCUCGGCCCUGAGCCCGCCCCGCGUCCCCAAGCCCAAGGCCGCUCUGCCUUCACACUACUAUGAGAACUUUCUGGAGAAAAAGGGGCCCCGAGACCGGGAUUACCGGAAGUUCUGGACAGGCCUCCAAGGUCUCACCCUUUAUUUCUACAAUAGCAAUCGGGACUUCCAGCACGUGGAGAAGAUAGAGCUGGGAGGAUUCACAGAGCUCAGAGAUGACAGCUCCCGGGCUGGUGUUCGUGACGUGGGCGUUCACUUCAGCCUGGUCCUUAGGAACCAGGAGAUCAAGUUCAAGGCGGAAAGCCUGGAGUCUAGGGAGAUGUGGAAAGGAUUCAUCAUGACUGUGGUGGAGCUCCGAGUUCCAUCCAACCUGACCCUGCUGCCUGGGCACCUGUACCGGAUGGCUGAGGCCCGGGACAAGGAGGAGGCGCGCCGCCUGGUCGAGCUGCCCCCGUGCUUCCUGAAGGUGAGCCGGCUGGAGGCGCAGCUGCUCCUGGAGCGCUACCCGGAAUGCGGGAACCUGCUGCUGCGGCCCGGCGGAGGCGGUGCGGGCGGCGUGUCAGUCACUACCCGCCAGAUGCUCAAUGGCUCGCCAGUGGUCCGGCACUACAAGGUGAAGCACGUGGGGUCCACGUAUGUGAUCGACGUGGAGGAACCGUCCUCCUGCCCCUCUCUGGACGCCGUGGUUAACUACUUCGUGUCGCACACCAACAAGGCCCUGGUGCCCUUCCUGCUGGACGAGGACUACGAGAAGGUGCUAGGCUACGUGGAGGCAGACAAAGAGAACGGCGAGAGUGUGUGGGUGGCGCCCUCAGCCCCGGUGGUCCCUGGCCCAGGUCCAGCGCCCCCUGCCGGCGGCCCCAGGCAGCCACCUCCUGUGUCCAUCCCUGUGCCUGCUCUGAACCAGCCGCCACCUCUGCCCCCGCUGCCCCCACCGCUGAGCCAGGACGAGAACUAUGUGAUCCCCAUUGAAGACAGCCCAGCUGCUAACUACGUGAACGAGGAAGUGCUGGCCUCCUGUCGGCAAGCCAUCCAGAAGCCCAAGAAACUACUGAAGCCUCAGGCAAAGACCUCAAAGCCACCUCCUGUGCCCAAGCCAGAAUCCAGAGCCCUCAAUGGCAUCUUGCUGGGCCGUACAGCUCAGGGCAGUCUUCCCGCCACAGGGCUGGCCGAAGUCACCGCGGAGCUGCAGGAGAAGCUAAUGAAGAGGCGGGCCCUGGAGCAGUGAGUGAGGUCGGUCGGACAGUCAGAGCGCGCUGGGCACCCGCAGAGGCGAAGCACUUCCGCCCCAGCCUCCCCUUUCCAGUAUUAAAGCCCGUACCCCCGGCC
This is a messenger RNA of Echinops telfairi (small Madagascar hedgehog), 1383 nucleotides long. It is a transcript of the gene STAP2, whose product is annotated as signal transducing adaptor family member 2. NCBI's taxonomy places the organism in Eukaryota, Metazoa, Chordata, Mammalia, Afrosoricida, Tenrecidae. The transcript is spliced from 13 exons. Gene Ontology annotation, molecular function: signaling adaptor activity. Bases 53 to 1282 code for a protein of 409 amino acids. The record is from RefSeq and is a predicted model, not a curated record.